Messenger RNA from Manis pentadactyla (Chinese pangolin), 1050 nucleotides. RefSeq names its product CKLF like MARVEL transmembrane domain containing 4 (gene CMTM4). The coding region runs from base 325 to 951 and encodes 208 amino acids. The transcript has 4 exons. Lineage: Eukaryota; Metazoa; Chordata; Mammalia; Pholidota; Manidae. Gene Ontology annotation, cellular component: membrane. The record is from RefSeq and is a predicted model, not a curated record.
CCCUGCGUCGCCGGAGCAGCGGAGCGCCUCCGAGCGGCCGGCGGGCGGGCGUUUGCUCCGCCCACUCCCGGCCCGCCGCGCCGGUCCCCAGCUCCUUCCCUCUCCGCCCGUUCCCGCCUCCCUUCCUUUCCGCUGCCGAGGCGACGGGAGCCGAGCCCCAGCGGACUGAGCCGCGGCCGCAGCCGGGCGGCGGGCGCUGAGGAGGCGGCGGCGGGGCGGGCGGCGGGCGGUCAGGCGGGAGGCGGCCGCGGGGAUGCGGUGGCCGCGCUGAGACCGCCAGCUCCCGGCUCCGGCCGCGCGAGGCGGCCCGGGCCAGGCGGCAGCAUGCGGAGCGGCGAGGAGCUGGACGGCUUCGAGGGUGAGGCCUCGAGCACCUCCAUGAUCUCGGGCGCCAGCAGCCCGUACCAGCCUACCACCGAGCCGGUGAGCCAGCGCCGCGGGCUGGCCGGCCUGCGCUGCGACCUCGACUACCUGCGCAGCGCGCUCGGCUGCCUCAAGGUCGCCCAAGUGAUUUUGGCCCUGAUUGCAUUCAUCUGCAUCGAGACCAUCAUGGAGUGCUCCCCGUGUGAAGGCCUCUACUUUUUUGAGUUUGUGAGCUGCAGUGCAUUUGUGGUGACUGGAGUCUUGUUGAUUCUGUUCAGUCUCAACCUUCACAUGCGGAUCCCCCAGAUCAACUGGAACCUGACAGAUUUGGUCAACACUGGACUCAGCACUUUCUUUUUCUUUAUUGCUUCGAUUGUACUGGCUGCUUUAAAUCAUAAAACCGGAGCAGAAAUUGCUGCCGUGAUAUUUGGCUUUUUGGCGACUGCCGUGUAUGCGGUGAACACUUUCCUGGCAGUGCAGAAAUGGAGAGUCAGCAUCCACCAGCAGAGCGCCAAUGACUACAUCCGAGCCCGCACAGAGUCCAGAGAUGUGGACGGUCGCCCCGAGAUCCAGCGCCUGGAUACAUGAGGACCUGCCAGAGUCUUCCUCCCUCUCACCCAUCCUUUCAAUCAAGUUCUUUCCCUCAUUAUGUCAGAUUUUCAUGUGAUAAAUUUGAAUUUUGUCCUC